This is a messenger RNA of Manis javanica (Malayan pangolin), 2590 nucleotides long. RefSeq names its product polypeptide N-acetylgalactosaminyltransferase 11 (gene GALNT11). Gene Ontology annotation, biological process: regulation of Notch signaling pathway; protein O-linked glycosylation. NCBI's taxonomy places the organism in Eukaryota, Metazoa, Chordata, Mammalia, Pholidota, Manidae. The record is from RefSeq and is a predicted model, not a curated record. Gene Ontology annotation, molecular function: polypeptide N-acetylgalactosaminyltransferase activity; Notch binding. Gene Ontology annotation, cellular component: Golgi apparatus.
CUCCCAUUCUAGUAGCAGUGCUUUCGGUGCCAACGCACAUCAUGAGCACGCUGCUCAUAUUUUGCAGUUAGGCUUCAUUAUUCAGGAUAGUAGGAAACUUAAGGCAGAUUUCUACUCUUAUUACGCCUGAAGCUAUGUAGUCUAAGAUUGCCGAAUAAAGUUGUAGAGCUUGCUAUGUCUCUUGCAAUUUAAAAUCAUAUGGGAAAAAGGAAGGAAGUGCUAACUGCAUAUAAUUACAUAACCUUCUGAACAUAACUUUGUUUAUUGGAUUUGUGCCAAAAGGAAUUAAAGUCAGUGUAGAGUUACACCCAUCACCUCACUUUUAUUUGCAGAGCUUUUCAUUCACAUGCCUAGUCAGUCAGUCAUUCCAUGGACUGUUUUGAGCACCGCUGUUUGCCAGACACUGUAUUAGGCCCCGGAAAUAAACAGAGUAAGACAGUUCCUGGGUCACAGGGCUUAGAGUCUAGCAGGGAAGGUAGGUAAGGAAAGUGGUGUAAUUGCGGUAGCACAAAAAUGAGGAAUUGGUGAACUGGGAGCCCCCAGACCGAAGUGGUCAGGGAGGCUAUGCCAAGGGUGCUGACUGAGCGAUGAUGCAGUACUCCCUGUUCCCACGCACAGGGGGUAGGCUGAGGCAUGAAGCUGUGUGGUUUGUCAGAGGGACUGACACAAACCAUGGAAGAGUGCUUAGAGGAUGGAGGUUGGCAGGGCGCAGCCAAUGGAAGGUUUUGUAUGCCAUGCAGAAGAACGUGGAAUUAAGGAUUUUGUUCUCUAAAUGUAAAGACAGAUCUUACCCGAUGGAUCUGCCAGUUGCUAGUGUUGUUAUUUGUUUCUACAACGAAGCCUUGUCUGCCUUGCUCCGGACAGUGCACAGCGUCCUAGACCGCACGCCAGCCCGGCUUCUUCAUGAAAUCGUUCUUGUGGAUGAUAACAGUGACUUCGAUGAUUUGAAAGGAGAACUAGAUGAAUAUGUCCAAAAAUACCUCCCUGGAAAAGUUAAAGUAAUAAGAAAUGCAAAGCGUGAGGGAUUGAUUCGAGGAAGAAUGAUUGGAGCAGCCCACUCUACAGGAGACGUCCUGGUGUUCCUGGACAGCCACUGUGAAGUGAAUGUGAUGUGGCUGCAGCCCUUGCUGGCUGCCGUCCAGCACGACCAGCGGACUGUGGUGUGCCCGGUGAUCGAUAUCAUCAGUGCAGACACGCUGGCCUACAGCUCAUCCCCGGUGGUGCGGGGAGGAUUCAACUGGGGGCUGCACUUCAAAUGGGAUCUCGUUCCCCUUUCUGAGCUUGGAAGGCCAGAAGGAGCAACUGCACCAAUAAAGUCACCCACAAUGGCUGGAGGAUUGUUUGCCAUGAACAGACACUAUUUCAAUGAACUUGGACAGUAUGACAGUGGCAUGGAUAUCUGGGGAGGAGAAAAUUUAGAAAUAUCAUUUCGGAUCUGGAUGUGCGGAGGGGGGCUCUUCAUCAUCCCUUGCUCCAGAGUCGGACACAUUUUCCGAAAAAGGCGACCAUAUGGGUCUCCUGAAGGCCAGGACACCAUGACACACAACUCCUUGAGGCUGGCACACGUUUGGCUGGAUGAAUAUAAGGAGCAGUAUUUUUCCUUAAGACCUGACCUGAGGACCAGAAGCUAUGGAAAUAUCAGUGAGCGUGUUGAGUUGAGGAAGAAAUUGGGUUGUAAAUCAUUUAAAUGGUAUUUGGAUAAUAUUUACCCAGAGAUGCAGAUAGCUGGACCCAAUGCCAAACCUCAGCAACCCAUUUUCAUCAAUAGAGGGCCCAAACGCCCCAAAGUCCUUCAGCGUGGAAGGCUCUACCACCUCCAGACCGGCAAGUGCCUAGCGGCGCAGGGCCGCCCAAGCCAGAAGGGAGGCCUUGUAGUGCUCAAGGCGUGUGACUAUGCUGACCCACACCAGAUCUGGAUUUAUAAUGAAGAGCAUGAGUUGGUUUUAAGCAAUCUCCUGUGCCUCGAUAUGCCAGAAACUCGCUCAUCAGACCCACCGCGACUCAUGAAGUGCCACGGGUCCGGAGGAUCCCAGCAGUGGACCUUUGGGAAGAACAGUCGGCUAUACCAGGUGUCAGCUGGACAGUGCCUGAGAGUGGUCGAUCCACUGAGUCCCAAAGGCUUUGUUGCUAUGGCAAUCUGUGAUGGCUCCUCCUCUCAGCAGUGGCACUUGGAAGGUUAAGGUGGAUGGCAUGGCUGGGGUGCUCAUGCAUCACGCUCUGCCCCCUCUGUAAGGUGUGUGUGGUGCUUGAGAAAGAACAUUGCUGGUGCAGGAGGACCUUGCACUGACUUCUUGACUGGGUGGAACCAUCUUAGAGAGGAUGAGCAUUUUCCUGUCCUCUAUGGAGACGCCUGGGAAGUACAGCAGAAAUAAGGCACAGAGGCACGAGAAGGUGGGGCGCUGAGUGAGCGUCGGGGGGUGAAGAGAUAAGUUUCACCAAGACGUUACGGGCACUUCUAAGCUGCUGUUGAGAUAUUCCUUACUUACAGUGGGAAACCGGAAUAUAGUAUUAACUCUAGGAAACUCACACUUCAGUCACUUAUUUAUGCUUCUUUUUAACUCCCUUUAAUAAAGGAAUGGCGUUUGUCUGA